This is a messenger RNA of Alnus glutinosa, 1549 nucleotides long. Its product is annotated as vicilin Cor a 11.0101-like. Lineage: Eukaryota; Viridiplantae; Streptophyta; Magnoliopsida; Fagales; Betulaceae. Bases 93 to 1517 code for a protein of 474 amino acids. The record is from RefSeq and is a predicted model, not a curated record. The transcript has 5 exons.
UCUCAUCCCCACCCAUCUUCCUCUCUGCUAACACUAUAAAUAGGUCACUGGCAUCUUCACCCUCUUCAUCAGCAACGAAAAUCUUCGCAAGUAUGGCGCUCAAAGCUCUUUUACUCUUGUCUCUCCUAGUUAUAAGUGCUGGUUUAGCUCUGGCCAAGCAAGACCCGGAGCUCCACCAGUGCAAGCACCAGUGCAAGCACCAAAGACAGUUCGAUGAGCAACAGAAGGAAGAGUGUGAGAGAAGUUGUGAGGAGUACAUUAGAGAGAAAAAAGAGCGAGAGAGGGGACAGCAUGAAAGGAGGAGAGGAGAGGGAAAUAGUAGAGAGGAGGAGGAGGAGGAGACCCAAAGAGAGGAGAAUCCUUAUGUUUUCGAAGAUAAGCAUUUUGAAGACAGAGUUAGAACAGAGGAAGGCAGAGUUCAGGUCCUUGAGAAGUUCACAAAGAGGUCAAAACUACUUCGCGGGAUUGAGAAUUAUCGCGUGGCGAUUCUGGAAGCAAACCCUCACACAUUCAUUGCUCCAGCCCAUUUUGAUGCUGAACUUGUUCUCUUUGUUGCCAUGGGGCGAGCAACAAUUACAAUGGUGAGGGAGGAGAAGAGAGAGAGCUUUAACGUGGAACAUGGAGAUAUCGUAAGGGUUCCAGCAGGGACACCUGUUUAUAUGAUCAACAGGGAUGAGAAUGAGAAGCUCUGUAUUGUCAAAAUCCUCCAACCCGUGUCUGUUCCUGGCCAUUUUGAGGCAUUCCAUGGGGCAGGUGGCGAAGACCCAGAAUCAUUUUACAGGGCAUUCAGCUGGGAGGUUCUUGAGGCGGCUUUGAAGGUACGAAGGGAUCAGCUGGAGAAGAUAUUUGGGGAACAGAGGAAAGGAAGUAUUGUGAAGGCCUCCAGACAACAAAUCCGGGCCAUGAGCCAACACGAGGAAGGUCCCCCUCGCAUUUGGCCUUUUGGAGGCGAAUCAAGCGGCGGUCCAGUCAAUCUUUUCCACAAACACCCUUCUCAGUCAAACCAAUUUGGUCGUCUCUACGAAGCCCAUCCCGACGAUCACAAGCAGCUACAAGACCUGGACCUCAUGGUCUCCUUCGCUAACAUAACCAAAGGAGCUAUGUCUGGUCCCUACUACAACUCGAGGGCAACAAAGAUCUGUGUGGUAAUUGAAGGUGAAGGGUUCUUUGAAAUGGCAUGUCCCCAUCUUUCUUCCUCUGGAAGCUACCAGAAGGUUAGCGGGCGCUUGAGACGCGGCGUGGUGUUUGUAGCCCCGGCUGGCCAUCCGGUUGCAGUUAUUGCUUCACAGAAUAAUAACCUGCAGGUGCUCUGCUUCGAGGUCAAUGCCCAUGGCAACUUUAGGUUCCCUCUCGCAGGGAAAGGGAACAUUGUGAAUGAGUUUGAGAGGGAGGCGAAAGAGUUGGCCUUCAACUUGCCAUCAAGAGAGGUGGAAAGGAUCUUCAAGAACCAAGAACAGGAGUUCUUCCUUCCAGGACCAACCAAACAACAAGAGGAACGUGGUCGUGCUUUUGAAUGAAGAGAGGGGCUUUUAUCCAAUCGAUCAGAGCU